Argentina anserina (silverweed cinquefoil) is the source of this 1224-nucleotide messenger RNA. RefSeq lists its product as uncharacterized. The record is from RefSeq and is a predicted model, not a curated record. Gene Ontology annotation, biological process: telomere maintenance; DNA repair. Lineage: Eukaryota; Viridiplantae; Streptophyta; Magnoliopsida; Rosales; Rosaceae. Bases 1 to 1224 code for a protein of 407 amino acids. Gene Ontology annotation, molecular function: DNA helicase activity. The transcript has 3 exons.
AUGGCGGCUGAACAACGAGAUUAUCCUUCUUCUAGCACUACAAAUGUUGUUCAAAUCACAAAUAGGCUCUUGCAGGACUUAAAUGGAUUGCUACUGCAACAUGAAAAAUUUGUUCUUGAUUAUGAUUUGCUAGAGAUGACAGAAGAUAAUGGUGAAGAUCUAGCACUAUCGGGGGUAAUACAAGAUGAAGUUUCUGUCCCCAUUUUUCAACAGGACCGCAACGCAGUUCAUCAGUUGAAUGAGGAUCAAGUUUUUUCAUAUCACACAAUAAUAUCUGUUGUUGAGUGUCAUCAUAAUGCUAUAUUUUUUGUUGAUGGUCCAGGAAGGACUGGAAAAACAUACUUAUAUCGUGCAUUGCGAGCAAGCUUCAGAAGUAAUACUCAUAUCGUGUUGGCAACUGCAACUUCAGGAAUAGCAGCAACAAUACUGCCUGGUGGGAGGAUUGCACACUCUCGAUUUAACAUUCCUCUAAAAGUUGAUGCUGAUGUAACACGCUCAAAUUUGUCUGUUGGAGGAAAGUUGAUGAUUUUUGGUGGAGAUUUUCGACAGGUUCUUCCUGUUGUCCCUAAGGGUACGAUGUCUCAACACGUUGAAGCCAGUUUAGUUAAUGCUUCAUUUUGGAAAGAUGUAAUGAUUCUUCGUUUGAGACUGAAUAUGAGAUCUAUUAAUGAUCAUGAGUUCUCAAGAGAAAGACAAACCGUGAAUGAAGACAUGAUUCAAAUACCACCAUCGAUGGUCAUACCUUGGGUGGGUGAAGUGUCAAUCAACCAAUUGGUUAAUGAAGUGUUUCUUGAUGUGGUUUGUCAUAUAAAUGAUGCUUCAUAUAUGGUUGAAAGGGCAAUAAUAACUUCAAAGAAUAGUAAUGUUGAUGUGCUCAAGGAAAUGAUCAUACAACGGCAUCCAGGACUAGAGCAAGUCAUAUACUCUUUUGACCAAAUGGAGGAUGACACAAGGAAUUUGUAUCAACAAGAAUUCUUGAACUCAAUUGCGCCUUCUAGUAUGCCGCUACAUCAGUUAACGAUAAAGAAAGGGGCUCUCGUAAUGUUUUUGAGAAACAUCGACCCACAUAUGGGGUUGUGCAAUGGAAAAAGAUUAACUUGUCGUGGAUUAUAUAAUAACCUCAUUGAUGCUGAGAUUCUAACUAGAGAAUUUGCGGGUACAAGAGUUUUCCUACCAAGAAUCGCAUUAAAGAGUCCAGAAAAUUCUGGACUUCUUUUCAGAUGA